UCCCCGAGGUUUGGAAGAACGUAGAAAUCUACUCAACUAAUGGCGGCGGCGGCGGCGGCGGCGGCGGCAACGGCAUCGGCAGCGAGGAGAGGUGGUGGUGGGUUGUGGGAGGGGCUAUAUCGCGUUCUGAUGCGCCGCAAUUCCGUCUAUGUCACGUUCAUUGUCGCUGGAGCCUUUGUCGGAGAACGGGUCGUUGACUAUGGUGUUCACAGGCUUUGGGAAUACAAUAAUGUUGGGAAGAGAUACGAAGAUAUUCCAGUAUUGGGACAAAGGCAGUCAGAAUGAUAUCCAUACUGAAUCAAUUCUUUUUCAAAUACGCAGAAGUUUGUAUUCCAACCUUUUUCAAAUAAGCUUGUCUUCGUAUGUAUAAGUCAAUUUCCAGAAUACUCUGGAUAACUUUGUUAUUGAAACAGUUUAUCUAUUUUUUUUUUUUCUCUUUUCCUUUUUUCAUGUUUUUCUUGUUUGACAAAGUGACGGUUACGUUCCUCAAAUGAAGUGAUUCGUAUUAGAAUUAGUGUUUCAUCACUGGUUUUUAAGGAGUUUCCAUGGACAUGCGAUAUUUGCAUGGAUCUUUGCUCUAAUAAAUCUUGGGAUUAAUUUUCA
Messenger RNA from Zingiber officinale, 603 nucleotides. RefSeq names its product cytochrome b-c1 complex subunit 9, mitochondrial-like. Lineage: Eukaryota; Viridiplantae; Streptophyta; Magnoliopsida; Zingiberales; Zingiberaceae. The record is from RefSeq and is a predicted model, not a curated record. Gene Ontology annotation, biological process: mitochondrial electron transport, ubiquinol to cytochrome c. The coding region runs from base 40 to 285 and encodes 81 amino acids. The transcript is spliced from 3 exons.